Truncatella angustata is the source of this 1541-nucleotide messenger RNA. RefSeq lists its product as uncharacterized. The transcript has 2 exons. Bases 426 to 1139 code for a protein of 237 amino acids. NCBI's taxonomy places the organism in Eukaryota, Fungi, Ascomycota, Sordariomycetes, Amphisphaeriales, Sporocadaceae. The record is from RefSeq and is a predicted model, not a curated record.
CUAAAGACAACCAACUCCAGAAUGUAACCUCCACUUCAACUAUGCAAAGUGUCACGUCUUUAAACAAAGGUCAUAGGGCGCCUGAUACCUUGCUAACCUGCAAUAACCAAUUAAUCAUGGCGCAUCAAUUUUUAAAAUACGAGAAAUUACAUGCACCGUUUUACAGGCACGCACGCGCAUUUUUGAGAUGCUGUCUCUCGCUCUGGAGUGUGCUGCACAAGUCGUCCUCACUGGAAACUAAAUAAAUAGCACUAACUGCCGCCACCAUUGUCCAAGCCUCCAGAGGUGCACUUGUCCUAAACACGAGCGGGACGAUGUACUUGCGUCGUGUCAACACAAUCGACAACUUAUUGCAGCGUCAGAACUCCAGCCUACAGCCUAGAAGUUAAAUUUUCGACAGCUACUUUUUACAUUCUUAUACCAAAAUGACAGCGACGCCUAAACCUUCGCUCUCCGUUCGGAAAUAUAUCAAAUGGGGCGAGACAUUCCCCACGGAAAACACAUCAACCAAAGUCUUGACGUCGCCGGCGCCUCACAACUCCUUCGUUGACGUGCGCCUGCUGCUGGUGCCGCUCUCCCAGGGGCCGCUGCCAAUCCAGGACCUGGACAAGGUCGACUGGGCAUUUGCGGGCCACACGCUGCAUCGGCCCGCGGACGGCGGGUCGCCGCCCCAUGAUGUCUUCAAGCACUGGGUGGACUCGCGACAUGCAGACGCCGAGGCCGUCAAGGACGAGGGCGACUUCUUUCCGGGGCCCGCGAGUGGCGAGAGUCUGGAGAGAGGUGAGAUGAUCAAUCCGAGCACAGGGCAGAUGGAGAAGUAUGAGGAAUGCUGGAUCGAUGGUUUGGCCGAGGCAGGAGGACGGACUGGGUGGGUGUUGAAGUGGGAGGGCAAGGUGGAUGGUGGAGCAGGCGGGAGGGGACUGAUGGUCAAGAUUGGAAAUGUGGUCCAGGGAGUGCUGAGAGUAGGCGAGGAUGUUGCAGUUGGGCGAUGGGAGACUGAUGCGGAGGGCAACACGAAGGCACUUGCCGAAGUCGGCAGUAUCAAGAGGUUUUACCUGGGAGCAUGGGGCGACCUAAAGCAAGGAGAGAAUGUUGAGGCUGAAGAUGGGCAAACGUGGUCCUGCGUUGAGUCUUGGUAGAUGUUCGGGCAGCCGGAUUUGACCUUGAAAUGUUUAAAGGAUGCUUUGUCGCCGUUCUGUAGAUGUUUGCUCUAUGUUCAGCAGUCGACCAACCGUGGUAUGGUAUAUACAAUAGGCGAGCUGCCAAAUUCCUUGGUCGCGUAAUUGAGAUCCUCACUGACAGCAGUAAUAACGCAUGGUGGAAGAGUGCGCUAUCAGAAUUUCUUUUCUCUGCAAAAUGUCCUCCCUUCACAUAUUCAGGUUCCAAGAACAUUUUGUUCAUUCAAUUGGCGGCGUACAUGGAAAGUCGCUCUCUUCAAGCUAUUCCGAAUUCCGUGGAGCUGGCGAAGGCAGUGGGGAAGAUACAGCGGUCUUCAGUGAGCAUCGACAAGGAAAACCUCUGAUUGGAUCUUUAGUCCUGAG